Messenger RNA from Oreochromis niloticus (Nile tilapia), 1109 nucleotides. RefSeq names its product ATPase H+ transporting V1 subunit E1a (gene atp6v1e1a). Gene Ontology annotation, cellular component: proton-transporting two-sector ATPase complex, catalytic domain. The transcript is spliced from 9 exons. Gene Ontology annotation, molecular function: proton-transporting ATPase activity, rotational mechanism. Lineage: Eukaryota; Metazoa; Chordata; Actinopteri; Cichliformes; Cichlidae. The record is from RefSeq and is a predicted model, not a curated record. Bases 155 to 835 code for a protein of 226 amino acids. Gene Ontology annotation, biological process: proton transmembrane transport.
GGAAGUUCUAUUUUGCCUCCAGUAGCCAGCUCGACCACGAAAGCCAAACCGUGUUUUCACCCCAAACCGUUUGUGCUUCAGUGGACGGUAAAAGUGACGGAGACAACUGGUUUGACAGACUUCAAAGAGACAAUAAACAUAACUGAGAAUAGCCAUGGCACUCACCGACGCUGACGUACAGAAACAGAUUAAGCACAUGAUGGCCUUUAUUGAGCAAGAGGCCAAUGAGAAGGUUGAGGAAAUUGAUGCAAAGGCGGAGGAAGAGUUCAACAUUGAGAAAGGUCGUCUGGUGCAGACUCAGCGGCUGAAAAUCAUGGAGUACUAUGAGAAGAAGGAAAAGCAGAUUGAGCAGCAUAAGAAGAUUCAGAGAUCCAACCUGAUGAACCAAGCCAGGCUGAAGGUGCUGAAGGCCCGAGACGACAUGAUCACGGAUCUGUUAAACGAGGCCCGUCAGAGACUUGCAGAGAUUGCUAAGGACCCUGCUAAGUACUCCAGUCUAUUGGAGGGCCUGGUGCUUCAGGGAUUCUACCGACUCCUGGAGCCGAAGGUUACCAUUCGCUGCCGACCGCAGGAUGCUGAACUUGUUCAGGCUGCAGUCAAUAAGAACAUCCCGAUCUACAAAGAGGCGGUGAAGAGCAACAUAACAGUCAAAAUCGAUAAGGAACGUUUUCUUCCAGCUCAGAUCUGUGGAGGAAUCGAGAUGUAUAAUGAGAAUGGGAAGAUCAAGGUUUCCAACACUUUGGAGAGCAGGCUAGAACUCAUUGCACAACAGAUGAUGCCUGAAGUCAGAAUGAAUCUGUUUGGUGCCAACCCCAAUCGCAAGUUCUUGGAUUAACUGUGGAUAUGAAGAGGGCACAGGUGGAACGUUUAUGGUGAUGACAGAGCACACGAGUCUCCAACCACCUGCCAUUACUGAGAUCCAAAGGGAGUGUUUAUAUAGUUCUAAAUACUAAUGGACUAUAUAACAAUUCAGCAAGUGCUCUUACUUUGAAAUGUCCUCUAUUCAUCUUCUCUUAAAAGGACUCAUUAAUGUUCUAAUGACAUUACAGAUGUUUGUCUUCAGUCAUUUCAGUUUGAGUAAACUGAGCAAGCUGCAUAUUUAAACCAAA